AUGUCUCACCCAUCUGAUCAUUCAAGCCUUGGGGCCAGUCAGCCUGACUUUCCGUUGUUCCCUCAGCCACAUCCUUCUUCGAAUAUCCCGCACAACGCCACCUCUGUAGGUCUGGAAUGUACCGAGAGAGGAAAACAGGGCCCCGACCCAGCAGAGUCAUCACAAAACGCGGGAAACGCCUUUCGCUACAGCUGCCCCUUCCGCGCACGGAAUAAAGCGUUAUUUAAUCCCAACGACUAUAGCUGUGCCAGGAGCUCUUUCCGCGACAUGACUCUUGUCAAACGCCAUGUCAUUAACGCACAUACUGCCAAAGACUUUACCUCCCAAUGCAACAGCUGCGGGAGGUGGUUCAAGAAAACAGACUUCACUCGACACUCUAAGCUCGGGAAGUGCCCCGAUUUAUCGUUGCCUCCUGACGAAUACGACAAAGGCAUUACGGAGGCUAUGGCGUCCAGGCUCAGAGACCGACGGAAUGGGUACAAGGUCUUGAACUGGGACGAUCUGUGUCGCCUAAUAUUCCCAAACACCCAAGUUGAAAUCCCUCCGGAUUUUGAGCCCAUCAAGGAAUCGCAUGAACCACCCUCUCAAGCCAGCCAAACCCCCUUGUACGUGGAUUGGCAUCCCGUCCAGGACGGGCUGUUAGAAGCCAAUGCCCCCAGCUAUGAUGCAGAAGUGAACAUGCAUACCACUUAUGAGACUGUUGGUGCUCAGCCAUCCCAAAGUAGUGCAAAUUUGAGCAUUCUUGAAGGUAACUUGGACUUUUCUCAGUCAUCAUUUGGGCUGCAACAAGUAUGGGCAGUUCAGGACUCCUCCUCCGGCUCCGGUGCGGGCCCGGCGGCGGCGGCCGGCGCGCUUGCCCCUCCCCCACAUGGAAGCAGCUUUGAGCUGUAG
Fusarium vanettenii 77-13-4 is the source of this 891-nucleotide messenger RNA. RefSeq lists its product as uncharacterized. The coding region runs from base 1 to 891 and encodes 296 amino acids. Lineage: Eukaryota; Fungi; Ascomycota; Sordariomycetes; Hypocreales; Nectriaceae. The transcript has 3 exons. The record is from RefSeq and is a predicted model, not a curated record.